ACAUCUUUCUAGCAACAUGGCGGACCCAUGCUCCGCAGCCCCCGGUCCUGAGGAGACAAUUAUGGAAAACCAAGAGUGUUCCGCAGCGGGGGGAGAUGCUGAGCCACAGGGAGCAGCUGCGAGUGACAAACCCGUGUGUCUAAUCGUACUGGGGAUGGCGGGGUCCGGAAAAACCACCUUUGUUCAGAGGCUGACAGCUCACCUUCACUCCCUGAAAGCUCCUCCAUACGUCAUCAACCUGGACCCUGCUGUCCAUGAAGUUCCCUUCCCUGCAAACAUUGACAUCAGAGACACCGUGAACUACAAGGAGGUGAUGAAACAGUAUGGCCUCGGACCAAACGGAGGCAUUGUGACGUCACUCAAUCUUUUUGCUACACGCUUUGACCAGGUGAUGCAGUUCAUUGAGAACAAGCAGCACAAUCACAGGUACGUGCUGAUUGACACCCCGGGUCAGAUUGAAGUCUUCACCUGGUCUGCGUCUGGAACCAUCAUCACAGAGGCUCUGGCGUCUUCCUUUCCCUGUGUCGUCAUCUAUGUGAUGGACACGUCCCGUAGUGUCAGCCCCGUCACAUUCAUGUCCAACAUGCUCUACGCCUGCAGUAUCCUUUACAAGACCAAGCUGCCAUUCAUCGUCGUCAUGAACAAGACGGACAUCAUUGACCACAGCUUUGCGGUGGAGUGGAUGCAGGACUUUGAGGUUUUCCAGGAUGCUCUUAACCAGGAAACCUCAUAUGUGAGCAACUUGACGCGCUCCAUGAGUCUGGUGCUGGAUGAAUUCUAUGCCAACCUGAGGGUGGUGGGCGUGUCUGCAGUGACAGGAAGUGGAUUGGACAAGCUGUUUGAACAAGUAGAGGAUGCCGCCAAAGAGUAUGAGAGAGACUAUCGGCCAGAAUAUGAAAGACUCCGCAACCAGCUGGCCGAGGCUCAGAGUAAGAAGCAGCAGCAGCAGCUGGAGCGUCUUAGGAAGGACCUGGGAGCUGUUAACAUCACCAACACACCUGCUACAGAGGAAGCUGACAUCGCCGGACCCAGUGACCUCAUCAUGACACGCGGUACUCCUGAUGAUGACGAGGAGGAGGAGGAGGACAGUGACACGGAUGACAUUGACCACAGUGCCACGGAGGAGAGCAAAGAGACAGAUGCCUUUGGAAACUUCCUGAAGGAGAGAAAGGAAGUGGUUCAGGUCAGAAACAGGAAGUCUGCAAUGCCUGAGGGACCCUGACAUCUGACUCCCACAGUCUCACUACUGAGCAAGGAGUGAACGGUUCCCAUCAGUGAGGAACAGACUUUUAACUGUAAUACUGUGGACAUACAGUAGAUACCUGAUGAGCUCGAUGGGCGAAAGCUUGCACUUUGAUCAGGUGACCUCUGACCCUGUGAUUGAUUGCGCUUCAGUGUCAAACCUUGCAUAUAAAAAAAGUUGUAUUUUUAUAUUGGAGCAGAAUGAUAUCGUCCUGUUUUGUGU
Molecule: messenger RNA, 1465 nt
Organism: Solea senegalensis (Senegalese sole)
Lineage: Eukaryota; Metazoa; Chordata; Actinopteri; Pleuronectiformes; Soleidae
Gene: gpn1
Product: GPN-loop GTPase 1
Exons: 13
Coding region: 17-1222 (401 amino acids)
Molecular function (GO): GTPase activity
Source: RefSeq, a predicted model, not a curated record